UGUAAAGCUCCUAUGUUUGCAAGAACUGACUUGUAAUGGAUUUAUUACACGAUCCAACACUUUUAUUUACCUUAUGUAUCUUAUGCUUUAUCUUGUAUUUAAGCCUAAAUUCAUUAAGGAAUCGUGGAAACCUUCCACCUGGACCAACACCUCUUCCACUGCUGGGAAAUGCUCUGGAUUUUAAAGGAGAUAUUGUGAAUUCUUUGAUGGAACUCCGUAAGAAGUAUGGCAAUGUGUUCACGGUCUAUCUGGGAACUCGUCCAGUCGUGGUUGUCACUGGGUACAAGCUUGUGAAAGAAGUUUAUGUUGACAAAGGUGAUGAUUUCUUAAACCGGGGAAGUUUGCCAGCCUGGGAUCAGUUUUACAAAAAUUAUGGGCUUGCAUUUACGAAAAAUAUUGAGAGGUGGAGGGAUCUCAGACGCUUUUCUCUCUCUACCUUACGGGAUUUUGGACUUGGCAAAAGGAGUACUGAGGAUCUGAUCAAGGAGGAAACCUGUUACCUGCUAGCAGAGUUAAGGAAAACCAAAGGAUCAUUCUUCGAUCCUCGACAGUGUCUCAGUAGAGCGCUUUGUAACGUUAUCUUCACCAUUAUGUUUGGAGAUCGUUGUGAAUAUGAGAACACAGAUAUCACUACGGUUUUGACCUGUAUAUAUGAGGCAUUUCUGACGGCCAGUACAAUCUGGGGACAGAUAUAUGACAUGUUUCCUGGAUUGAUGAAAUUUAUUCCUGGGCAACAUCAAAAGAUUUAUAAAUCAUUAGACAGACUUCACCAGUUUGUCAAUGAGAAAGUAAUAAUGAACCAGAAGACUUUAGAUCCAAAUAAUCCAAGAGACUUUGUUGAUGCUUUCCUCAUUAAAAUGGAAAAGGAGAAAGUUAACCCAAACAGUGAAUUUAACAUGAAGAAUUUACUGGCCUGCACCCUUCAGAUCUUCUUUGCCGGAGUAGAAACGACCAGUACAACCAUAACAUACUCUCUAUUAAUAUUUCUGAAAUACCCAGAUGUUCUUGCGAAAGUGCAUAAGGAAAUUGAUCAAGUCAUUGGCCGAAUUCGCAGUCCAUCAAUCAAAGACAGGAACCAUAUGCCUUACACAGACGCAGUAAUGCAUGAACUGCAAAGAUUCACAGAUCUCAUACCAAUGGGUUUACCAAGGAAAACUACAAAGGAAGUCGAGUUUAAUGGGUACACAUUACCAAAGGAUAUGGAUGUUUUCCCACUAUUAACCACUGUGCUCAAAGAUCCUACUUGUUUCAAGUACCCAAAAGAAUUCAACCCAGAAAAUUUCCUCAAUGAGAAAGAGGAAUUUCAGAAAAAUGUUGCCUUCAUGCCUCUGGCUACAGGAAAGAGGAUUUGUCUUGGAGAGGCCCUGGUACGGGUGGAGCUAUUCCUAUUCCUUAUCACCAUACUGCAAAAUUUUGAUCUGAAAUCCCCAAUACCUGUAGAAGAUCUUGACAUUAAUCCAAAUACAUCUGGAUUAGGAAACAUUCCUAAACCUUACAAGAUUGCUUUUAUUCCGCGUUAAUGGCACAUUGUACUUUUGACGUCUGUUGCUUUU
This is a messenger RNA of Bufo bufo (common toad), 1553 nucleotides long. RefSeq names its product cytochrome P450 2G1-like. Gene Ontology annotation, molecular function: oxygen binding; oxidoreductase activity, acting on paired donors, with incorporation or reduction of molecular oxygen, reduced flavin or flavoprotein as one donor, and incorporation of one atom of oxygen; iron ion binding. The transcript has 9 exons. Gene Ontology annotation, cellular component: intracellular membrane-bounded organelle; cytoplasm. The record is from RefSeq and is a predicted model, not a curated record. Gene Ontology annotation, biological process: xenobiotic metabolic process. Bases 36 to 1520 code for a protein of 494 amino acids. NCBI's taxonomy places the organism in Eukaryota, Metazoa, Chordata, Amphibia, Anura, Bufonidae.